GGUGGAUUGAGUGAUUUCUCGGUGAGAACCUGCUCGACAAAACACGACUUGCAAUUCGGCAUAAGUCUCCGACGAUGUCCGUAUAUCAGAACUCGUAUCAGGCGUCGUAUACCGGCCCUCAAUAUUCUCGACCAGGCACCUCGUACCCCCAAUAUCAGCAACAUCCUCCCCCACACCUACCUUACUAUCAUGUCGACCCCCAUUCAUUCCGGCGUGAAUUCAGCGCUCGCCUAGCGGAACUGACCAUUAAUUCUAGGCCCUUGAUACAGAAUCUUUCUCGACUUGCUCAGGAAUAUAUGCAAUGGGCAGAUGCUGUGGGCCAGUGUCUUGAACCUCAUAUUCGAAAGGUCCCAGUUUGGAUGAAACUGCCCGCAUUUUACCUCCUCGACGCCAUCGCAAAGAAUGUCUACGAACCCUAUGCCCGCCUUUUUUCGGGUUUCGUCAUAAAUCUUUUCCUUGAAACUUAUCAACAGGUAGAUCAGGCAACCCGCAGCAAGAUGGAGGAGAUGCUCCUGACCUGGCGAACUGCAGCGCCAAGUGGACGGGAGCUAUUUGGUAUAGCUACUCAGCGAUCUAUAGAGCGCGGCAUAUGGGGCGGAGGCGAUGAUAACGGAUCUUCAACUACAACAAAUGGUCACGGUUCUCACCCCGUUUCGAAGGCUCAGGUCCUCAGCGAACUUGAAUUCAUCCUUAGCCAGAAGGAGCGGGCGUUACAAACGAGUCCUUGGGAUACGAUGUGUCAGAAACACGUUGAGAUUUUGCUUCAACUUCGACGUCUGGUAGACACGGGUCCAGGCGUGUCGCAGAACGAACUUCAGCAAAUAUUAAACCAGCUGAGAUCACUAUCGAGAACUUCAAGCUCAGUUGUUCCUCCGCAGGUCGCACAUCCACCUCAACAGCUUCCUUCAUACCCUCCCCCACCAGCAACUUACCAGUAUCCGCCUGUGUACCCGCCAGCUACCCAAGGUUCUUCGAACCAUUCCCCAGAAUCGGCAUCAAGUGCAUAUGGGUACCCUUCGCAGCCUCAUCCUGCCCCGCCAUCUAUCCCCACCACUUCUGGUCCGUCGCCCCAAACGACCGAUAUUGCAAAUUUGUUCAACGCCAUCGUGAAAGCUGGCGUGCUUCCAGGUGCUUCUGUCAGUUCCAACAAAUCUGAGGCGAAGCCUCGGUCGGCUGAGGUGGCAUCUGAGUCAAUCUUGGCUUACCGGACGGCGAUCUUAUCCCAGUCAAUCCAAUUAACUAACGCUGAUAUCACAAGGAAGCGCCCUGAUAUCGUCCAUCUCUUGUAUGAUCGCCUUCCCGUGCAAUGUAAGCAGUGCGGAACAAGAUUUACGAGCGACACCAAUGGCAAGAAGGAUAUGGAAGACCACAUGGAUAUGCACUUCAAGCAAAACCGUAAGGCCAGUCAGAACGUCGGUCGUGGACAUAGCAGAAGUUGGUUCGUCAACCUUGAUGACUGGUUGGAUGAGAAAGGAAAAGGCCGAGGCCGUCCUGCUAAUGCCAAAGCCUUCGCUGUAGCAGAGGCCGCUGAGCAUGAUGCUAACUUGCGGUCGCAGUAUGUAGUAGUGCCCUCGGGUGAAGAAGCCAUGCCCAUCUCAUGUCCGAUUUGUAAGGAAAGCCUGAAGUCUGAGUUCCUUGAGGAUGAUGAGGAGUGGGUUUGGAAGAAUGCAGUGAAAAGGGAUGAUAGGAUAUACCAUGCAACGUGUCACGCUGAGGCGGCUAGCACCAUGCAGACCCUAGCUUCUCGGUUACGUACAGAGACAACCGGCCGUAGUCGAUCUACAACGCCUGACAUCAAGAUGGGUUCGUCGACUCCGCCCAAAGCAAUCCUGGGCUUACGUACUUCGCUAUCUCCUUCACCUGAUUCUAAACGUCUAGCGCUGAAGCGUAAGGCUGACAACACGCCCCCGCCGUCUGCACAUCCUUCCGAUGAGCAAGGGACACCACCCAACAAGAAAGUAGCGCUUGCGGCGUGAUCAUGGCGAUGAUUUUGUGUUAGAUUGGUUUAGUUUAUCCAUUACUUAUUGAUACCAUCCUCGUUGGUCAUCUGUAUUUUCUGCACUUGCAUGAAUGAACAUAUCAUAGAGUGCCAAUGCAAGUACUGUAACC
Coniophora puteana RWD-64-598 SS2 is the source of this 2109-nucleotide messenger RNA. RefSeq lists its product as uncharacterized. The coding region runs from base 75 to 1976 and encodes 633 amino acids. The record is from RefSeq and is a predicted model, not a curated record. Gene Ontology annotation, biological process: termination of RNA polymerase II transcription. Lineage: Eukaryota; Fungi; Basidiomycota; Agaricomycetes; Boletales; Coniophoraceae. The transcript is spliced from 7 exons. Gene Ontology annotation, cellular component: cytoplasm; mRNA cleavage factor complex. Gene Ontology annotation, molecular function: mRNA binding; RNA polymerase II complex binding.